GCCUUUUAUUUCUUUUUCAGGUGAUGAACUAUCCAUUCUGUUGGUUCAAAUAAUGUUAUGUAUGCAAGCUGUUCGACGCCUUGCAGAAUGUCUUUUCACCUCUGUGUUUUCAAAUGGAGUUAUUCAUCCAAUACAGUAUUGCUGGGGUUUGGUUUAUUAUGUGCUUGUUGGUUUAACAGUGCAUUGUGAAGGACCCAUUCUUGGGAUCAAAGCGUACACAAUUGGAGACCUGUUUGCACAAGGCAGGUGGUACCAUGCAGCUGGAAUAAUGCUGUUUUUGUGGGCAACAAUACAUCACUACAGGAGUCAUGUGAUAUUGGCCAGUCUUAGGAAGAACAAAAUGGGUGAAGUGAUUCACUUCAAGCAUGCCAUCCCCUAUGGUGACUGGUUUGAAAUGGUUUCCUGCCCUCAUUACUUAGCUGAACUGUUGAUCUACCUUGCUAUCAGUGUGACCUUUGAAGGACGACACCUUACCUGGUGGUUUGUAAUAUUAUAUGUGUUUUUCGCCCAUGCAGUGAUGGCUGUUCUGUGUCAUGAAUUCUAUGUGAAGAAGUUUGACAAUUACCCAAAAACACGGAAGGCAUUUAUACCUUUUAUAUUUUAACCCUAUUUUUGCGUAUGUUAUUGGAGCUUACAGAUUUCAAUGCUUACCUGUUAUUUUGUUCAACUUUCUUGUUUAAAAUUUACCAAAUCAAUUAUAAAACCUAACACAAGUAUCUUCUGGGAGAUCAUCUUUUUCUAGAGUCAUAGAGUUGUACCGCAUGGAACAGACCCUUCAGUCCAACUUGUCCAUGCCAACCAGAUAUCCUAAAUUAUUCUAGUCACGCUUGCCAGUAUUUGGCCCAUAUCUCUCUCAACCCAUCCAGAUGCCUUUUAAAUGUUGUAAUUGUACCAGCCUCCACCAGUUCCUUUGGCAGAUCAUUCCAUACGUGCACCACCCUCUGUGUGAAAUGGUUGCCCCUUAGAUCCCUUUUUUAUCUUUCCCCUCUCACUUAUGCCGUAGUUUUGGACUUCCCUACCCUGGGAAAAGAUCUUAGUUAUUCACCCUAUUCCUGUCUGUCAAAAUUUUUAAAAACCUCUAUAAGACCACCCCUCAGGCUCCAACACUCCAAGGAAAUAGCUCCAGCGUAUUCAGGCUCUCCCUUGUAGCUCAAACCCUCCAGUCUUGGCAACAUCCUUGUAAAUCUUUUCUGCACCCACUCAAGUUUAACAACAUUCUUCCUAUAGAAGGGCGACCAGAAUUGUACACAGUAUUUUAAAAGUAUAUACAGCCUAUACAGCCGCAACAAACAUCCCAACCGCUAUACUCAAUGCACUGACCAAUAAAGGGAAGUGUACCAUACACCUCUUCAUUGCCCUGUCUACCUGUGACUCCACCUUCAAGGAACUAUGAAGGUCCCUUUGUUCAGCAACACUCCCCAGAACCCUACCAUUAACUCCUGCCCUGAUUUGCCUUAUCAAAAUAUAACCACACAUUUAUCUAAAUUAAACCCCAUCUGCCACUCCUCAAUUCCAAAGUAGAAUAUUGCCAUCAGUGAAAUGUAUUUUUUUAAGUGCCUGAAUUCAUGCAAUAGUCAGAUUAAAAAAAAAAUCCUUUUCAAUACUUGACAUGCCAACUUUUCACGUAAAGGCAUGUCUUCAAAAGGAGUAAUUUUAUUUGAACUUUUAACUAUGUCAAAAUUCUUUCAAAUGAGCCUUUGUUUUGCGGGUACCAGUUUUGCUUUUAUAUGAUACUGUAACCAAGGACAAGAAUGGAAUUAGAACUGCCCAUCAUCAUCCCAGGAAUCACGUCUGAUCAUUGUUUACUGUUGUUCUAUAUAUUGUGUUUUUAUAAUAUGAUUACAACAAUGCAGUUUGUCAAUAUAUCAUCUAAAUGCUCCAGUUAGUUUGUUACAAUGUCUGUGUAAUUGUCAUUUUAAUUUUUAAGUUUAUGAUUGUAAUAGCUGUAUUGCUAGAAAAUAAAUGUUAGAAUUCUCCUAAA
Molecule: messenger RNA, 1981 nt
Organism: Rhincodon typus (whale shark)
Lineage: Eukaryota; Metazoa; Chordata; Chondrichthyes; Orectolobiformes; Rhincodontidae
Gene: srd5a3
Product: steroid 5 alpha-reductase 3
Exons: 3
Coding region: 53-604 (183 amino acids)
Biological process (GO): dolichol-linked oligosaccharide biosynthetic process; polyprenol catabolic process
Cellular component (GO): endoplasmic reticulum
Molecular function (GO): 3-oxo-5-alpha-steroid 4-dehydrogenase activity
Source: RefSeq, a predicted model, not a curated record